UAUAAGUGUUCAUUAUGUGACUUUUCCACACUUUUUCCGUCUGAAUUUAAAAAUCAUGUUUAUGGGAAUCAUAUUAGAUCUUAUAUUUACAAGUGCUAUUACUGUGAUUUUGAAAGCUUUGGUGCAGGUAACUAUAUUAGUCAUUAUGGAGACCAUGUGAACUUUGUAAAAGAAGAUUGUGUUUUCUCUUGCACCUUUCCAAGUUGUGAGGACAAAGUGAGUAGACUAGAGCAGCAUUUAAAACAUUUAGAAUCUCAUAAAAACUUGAAACCUCUUUGUUGUCAAUGUUCAAUGGAGUUUCCUUGUCUGAAGUCUUUGUCAGAACAUUAUAAAAAGAACUUGGUCUCAUUAUUUUCGUGUCAAUACUGUGAUGCCAAAGCAGUUGAUAAAAAAACUUACCUACAUCAUGUGUCCCAAAUACAUUCA
Messenger RNA from Lottia gigantea (owl limpet), 426 nucleotides. RefSeq lists its product as hypothetical. Lineage: Eukaryota; Metazoa; Mollusca; Gastropoda; Lottiidae. The transcript has a single exon. The record is from RefSeq and is a predicted model, not a curated record. The annotation marks the transcript as partial.